AUGUGUGAACCUGGCUUUGGACUGUCUCCUCAGUGUGGUGAAAUAGUAAAACUAACUGACGUAAGCAAAAUAGGUUGUCGGCAAUGUCAAGUUGGAAAAACGUAUUCUGAUACCAAUAAAGAUUAUAGUUCUUGCAAGCCAUGUCAAAUAUGUCCAGACUCUCAUACAGUAGUGAGAAACUGCACUUUGAAAGCCAAUUCGGAAUGUAGUCGAGACUGUGGGAAGAAGUUCUAUUUUGAGGAAACAACAGGGUCCUGCAGGCGAUGCUCAUUUUGUUGUCAUGGAAAGAACGAAAAAAAAGAUGACUGUAAAGACAUGCCCUUCUACGAGCAGUGUGAUGCUAACGUCCCCCUGAAAACAAUUAAUGACUGUAAACCGAAAUGUAAAGAUAAUCAGUACAUUGUAAUGACCAAGAAUGGUUCACAUUGUGAGGACUGUAAACAUUGUCCUCUUGGAACUUCCCCAUCUAUAAAAUGUGGAAGUAUGGUGGAAAGUACUGCUGGCAUUAAAUGUUUAGGAUGUGUGGCAGGUCAGACAUUUUCAGACAAGCUAGACACUGGUUCCUGUAAAACUUGUACUAAAUGUUCUAUUGGACAAAAAGAACUGAUACCAUGUAAUGUGACAAGGGACAGAGUAUGUGGUGAGUGUGCUAAAGGUUUUUAUAAAGAUGACACUAGUAAUACAUGCAUGCCAUGUUCAGCAUGCUGUAAUGAUGACGAAGAUGUACAUGUUGAAAAAUGUGGAGAAGAAAACAUGCCACUAAGUCUGCAAUGUAGUUAUACUAGGAGAGCUAUCAGUGUUUGUCAACAAAAGAUACAAGAAAAUACAAAGCAGGAAGACUCCAGAAGCUUGUUAGCUGUUUAUAUAGCCGCUGGUGUUACAAUGGGACUUGUGACUUCAAUUCUCAUAAUGCUAUUGUUGAGGUGGAGACAUCAAAGGUACAAGAGGUUGUCAGGAAGUCAUUCACUUACAAUGCUACUUCCAUCUGAAGAAGAACAAGAAGAAGAAGGUUACUAUAUUCAUUAUUCAUCCAGUUAAAUAUUUUGCACUUUUUUAUAGGUUCAAAGCCCCCAACCGCUGUUGGCCAAAUUUAGAUGCUGUUAGCAAUGUACCAUCAAUCUAAUGGUAUAUUUUCUUGGAAAUGAGGUUGAACAAUGGUAUAUUAGUCUGGAAACGAGGCAUUCACCUCAGUGGAUAACAUUCUCCUGGAUUUGCAUAAUUCUUGACAUCAUACACAGUCUCAUUCAAUAUAAUUGCUAAAUACACUCCAUAUAUGUAGCAACAUGCAUAUUUUCCACACCAUUCUCUAAACAUUCUUUGUGAUUAGAGCGGUUUUCACUUGACUGUCGAAAGGGAUUGGUUUUGGUUUUGGUUUUGGUUUUACUACGCCCUUUGGUUGGCUAGUGUAUUUACUUUGGUUUUGGUUUUACGACAGUCAAGUGCAAACUGCUCUAUGUCAAGAAGAAAUUGAUAAGAAACCAUGAUACUUUUCAUUGGCAAUUAUUUACUUUACUCCCAUAACCUUAGUUAAUGUUUGAUUGAGCAGUGUUAGUUUUAAGGAGAAACAAGGUACUUGUCACGUGAAAGGCUUGAAGGACCUACCCAUUCCCUAAGCCAACAUUAACACUUACUUCUCACUUAGAACAAAAUAUUGGCUUAGGGGAGGGGUAGGUGGGCAGUUUCUCAGAAACGUAUAAAGAUCCUUUUAGGAUUACAAGACACAAAUGUAGCAAUGAUAAAAGUCUAAUCAGGUGGGGUGCUGCAGAAACUUCAACUCUAAAAUGUAGACACAAAUUUUUAUGGUAUUAUGGCUUCUAAUAUUUAAAAUUCAAAUCAAAUUUACACAAAUUGCCCAAUGACCAUGAAAAUACCAGUCUGCAUGCUUAAUUAAAUUAAGCUAAUAAUUAAGCUAAGAAUUAAUUAGAGAACACAGGAAAGAAGUAUUGAUGGUCAGUCUGUUUAUAUCCCUAUUGUGGACCUUGUCCCAACCAGAGCGACAAACAAUAGUACCAACCUGGAUUUCAUAUAUUUUUUGUUAUUUUCUAUUAUAGCAACGAGCCAUUCUGCCACAAAACUUGAGGAUCCAACAGUAAAUGUUUCACAGGAGACUUUAUCCUUUGAAAAAUGUGGAGUCUUACUUCAGUUCAAUGAUCCACAUAGCUUCUUUAAUGAUGCUCAACAGAUAAGAGUAGAAAUAUGUUGGGAUCAAACUUCUUUUCCCGCUUUGAAUCAAGAUGAAGUGAUACUCAGUCCCAUUAUUAAGUUUCACCCUUAUGGCAUAAGACUAUCCAAGCCUGUGCAGAUUAGAAUACCACACAGUGCACUAGUAUUUUUUACUCAUGGUUGGAAUAUAAAACUCAAAAGUUCAGCAUUUCAAAAUGAAAUAAAUGUAUGGAGGGAUGAUGAAGUGGAUGAAAUAAGUAACAAUGAUGUUUGCUACCAUGCGGAUUGUCUCCUAUCCUAUGUUGUUGUUGGUACACCAGCGUUCAAUUCCAAACCAAACAAAAAGCGUUUCAAGUGUGCAGUUUUUGGUGGUGAAGGCAAAGUUGGUGAGAACUAUACAGCAUAUCUGUAUGUGUUUGACGACUGCGAAGCAUCACUUGAGGUAACUUCUUGUCUGUGGCUUAUAGUUAACAGUCUCUGACNCCCCACCCCCUCCCAACGCUAUUGAUUAUCAUGGUCACAACAACCAAAAUAGUGUUACAAAAAAAUUCCAAGAAACCUCUUCACCAACUUGUUACAUGUAGACUACACGCAAAAGAUUAUCAUGUCUGUCCUUUAAGACUUCUUUUCUUAAUCUUCUUAAAGAAGAAUAAAUUCUAUGCUAUAUUUCACAUUAUUUCGUUCCAUUUUCAGAAAAUAAUGCAGGAAGAAAAGUCUAAAAAUAGGAUUCUUCUGGGAUCUCUUCAGUCUUUAUAUGUCGAGACUGUACAGGAUACUGAUAUCAAGAUUUCUGUUAAACAACUUGUUCAAGGAUGGAAGGAAGCAUGCAUAAAUCCACAGGUUAUUUAAUACUCUCUGCAAUGAGUCCUACAAAUUAUACAUUAGUUAUUAUUAAUGGUAUAUACUGUGUUUGUACAGCUUCUUAGACUAACGUUUGAUGCUGACAGGUGUCACUUCUGCAGGUUUAUAGAAGCUAAACUUAAUAAAAAAUAAAAAUUAGUGAUGGUUAUGACGAAAAAACAGGUUAGGUGCAUGAGUCUACAGGAGGUGUCUCCACAAACAAGUUCAUUAUAUUUUGUUAACCAUUUGUUUAAAAAAAUGAAUGAUUUAUCAUUAAUCAGAUAAUUUAAUGUUUUAGAAAUUAAGAGUGCAUGUACUGUUAAUAAUAAUAAUAAUAAUAAUAAUAAUACUAAUACACGUUAUUUAAAGAGGGUAGCACAGAAUAGUUACAGAAACUAGUAAACUUGUAGCCCUCUAUCUAAAUUAAAAUUACAAAAAGCAUAAGAUUCAGAAUAUACAAUGUCUAAGUACAAAAUAAAUAAAACUAAGGAAAUAUAAAAGUUCUGCAACAAUAUGAAUGAGUAUAAGAGCUAAUGAUACGGCUAGUGAAAUACAGACAAGAAUAUGUUUAUAUUUUUACACAGGUGAUAACACACAAGAGUUUGAAGGACUCCUACACAACAAUACCAAAAUCAGAGAUAUUGUUUGAACAUGACAAUGGUACAAACCGAGAUUUUCACUGUACUCUUGAACUAACAGCAGACAAUGCAGCAACAAAACUUUCUGCAGUGGCUUCAAUCAAAGAUGUGAGUUUCACUUAAAUUUAAUUUCAAACCUUUAUUCAGUGAACAUUUUCUUUACUGCUGAACAAAGGAGGCAAAUUCAUGCUUGAGUUGCAAAAUACAGUCAUUUCUAUGAAACUGUCUGCACAAACAAUAAACCCAUUUAAAUGUGUGUUCACACUGGAAUAGAAUGCAGGAAAGGCCUACAUCAAACAAAAAUAAUACUGGUAUAUAAAAAAUUAAUGUAGAAAAUUGAGGUAGGCAUAAUACAAUGUAUAACAUGUACCUUUAAAAUAACAUCAAUUUGAAUUUUCUGCAGGAUCCAUUUAGGAGAUACCAAGAGAGCCACCAGGGCCUCGGUCAUAAUGAUCUGAUGGUGACUGGGAGAAAUCUUUGUGGUAAGCUGUUCUGCCUACAAGAUAGACAUGUUUACUGAGGCAUUAGCCAACCUUUAACAGCACACUAUAUCCUACACUGCACCACAUACAUUCUAAUAAUAUAUUAUAGACUUAACUUGCUUACAACCUGGGCUUCUUACAGUCAGGUCUUAGCUUAUCACUUACAUACAAAAUUGAAGUUUGAUUGAAGCCAUUCUAAUUCAAAAUAACUAAAUAUGAAACAGUUCAAGGUAUACAUACGGCUAAAAUGGGCAACAAAAUGACCUGUCUUGAAGUAUUUUAGCUUCUUUUCUUUUCUUGGUUUUGAUCAUUGUAGAAUUUAAAAUGUAUCAAAAUAUUUUCCCCUAUUGUGUAGUCAGUUUCACACAAAUCCUGAGUAACCAACUGGCAACUUACAACUGAUGCUAAUCUUGUAGAUCCCUUGAUCACCGAUGAGAGCAGACCAUCAAUUUGCUUCCAUGAAAUUCCAAAGGAGGUACUACGAGCUGUUGCCAUGAAACUGGACCUGUCAUGCAGAGGUGUGGGAAACUGGAGACACGUUGCAGUACACCUAGGCUUCACAGAAAAGGAGAUUAAUGACUUUAGAGCAGAAUUGUUGACUCCUGAUGGCAGUCCAUGUACAGUGAUGCUUCAUGCUCUUCAAGAAAAGCAACCAAAGUUUACUGUAGCAGAGUUUGUACGCAUUCUACAAACUCGCAAAAUUCAGCGAUUUGAUGUGGUCAAUAUCCUAGAGCCUUAUGUGUAUGAGCUCAUUUCCAGUUUUUCUGAAAAAUAAGAAAAUUCUCAACUGUACUGAUGAAGGAUAACCUGAAGAAAAAGAGUACCAAUAACACAACAAAUAAUAAAGAUGCUGUCAGAUAUCAAAAAUAAUACAAUUCCCCGCCCCCCUCCCAGAUUGCAUGAUGCAUAAUUAUAUUGUUAAAUAUAAUUGUGGGUCUAUGUGGGUAUGCAAGUACAAGGAUAUAAAGACCUACAUGUCAAUUGCUUCAUUGCCAAGGUUUCAUCUUCAUUUUACUUACUGGUAGAGCUUAAUGUUCUAUUAAACUUGUGUAUUCAGUGUUUGACAGAAUUUCUCAAAAUAAGAACCCGAUCAAACUUGUAGGUGAAACCAGGUUCUUAUGUAAAAGGGGUCUAAAUGGACAAUCUUAGCCUAACAGGUUCUUCUGUUAGAAUCUAGGUUCUUAAACACAGGUUUUUACUGUAUUGACUGGUAUAGAGUGCAUUUCACACAUCUGUGUUAAUGAGAAUGAUAUUAUAAUAACCACCACGAUAUAGGGAUCUAUAUCUACUACAAGCAUAAACCAAACUAGGCCAAAAAUCGUUUUGAUCAACUUUGGAGUUAACGAAUGGGACAAACUUGUACUAGAAGUAACACAGUCACAGGAUUUACCUUUUGUGAACAAUUCUAAACCAAGUAAUCUGAAGUAAUUUUGUUUUUUUUUUUCACCUUUUUUAUGAUAUUAACUUCAUUUUCCUAAAAUUACCAGUUUCAUGAAAAAGAUCACAGCAACCCCAACCCCCUAUAUAUCACGUGAGUGAGUGUAGGUUCCUGCUUGAUAAAUUACUGAUUUUAUUGUUUAUUUCGUUUUCUCUACUGUCAUCAAAAUUAAAUAAGCCCCAUAGGGGCCAUGUUUUAAUAUUAAUGCCCACCAACAAUGGGAUCACAGCUGUCUUUUAAGCUGGGCUGACCUAGGUACUUUGUAUGCAAAAUAAAGUUAACUUUAUAUCAUCAAUAGCUGUCAUACUUCCCGUGUUGUGAUUAAUACUUUUAUGUUUAACUGUCAUUUUCACACACAACCCAUAAUUAAAAAUAAAUCACAAUAAAAGGAAAUUAAAUAGCAUUCCUGAAUAAGCUGGAAGGUGACAAGGUAGAGUUAGAAGGGUCCCUCUUCCCUACCCCUGUAUUGGUGCUCACAAAGCCUUGACAUAUAUGUUUACUUUCUGCCACAAUAGGCCAUUUGCAUAAAGAGGUCAUGAGACAUCAUUUUUAUGAAUGAAACUUAAACAAAAGAAUAGUGAUUUAGUCUUUCAAACCCACACCAUUUUCUUAAAAUGAGUAAGUUCGUAGCUGGUCAUGUGACCAAAAUGUGUUUUUUAAAAUUAUGAAUUACCUCUUUCUGAACACAAAUUUUGCACUUAAACUUCAAGGAUAAUGUUGAAAAGAUGACGUAGUAACGUUUACAGCACAUCUGAGCGUAACUAUCAUAAUUUACGUUUAACAAGAUACAAGCACAAAAGUAGUUUUGGCUGCCAUGUUGGAGGGCAACAGCAUGCCCUCCAACAUGGCGGCCAAGACAAAUAAUACUUUGUUGAAAAAUCAAAGUACCAUAAAAUUAAUCUCUCCCUGGAAUGUGUUUCCUCUCAAAAUUUGGAUGUAAGAUAAUUUUUGUCAAUUUUCGGCAUCAGCAAGAUUCCAAAUCAUUGUUUAUAAAGGAAGAAUUGGAGACUAUGAUUAAUGACUUGACAGGGAAUAAGCCACGGCAUCAUCCCAGAAUGCAAAAAGGCCUCUGCAGAGGAGAGAGCUCUUAGUCCAGAUGGCUUAUUCCCUAUCAAGUCAAUAAUCAUAGUCUCCAUGAUUUCCGUGUGUACUUUGCCCCUCCUAUCUUGAAACGUUCUGGUAAUGCCAGCCCUUUUCCCUUCCUUUUCUCGCAUUUUUAAAGGUAAUCAUUUUUGUUGGUAACAUUGCGGGCGCCACAAUUCCACCUCAUUUGAAUUUUGAUACGGUCGGAAGAACAUAAAUGGCUAGAUUAUCAUAUGCACUUAAUCUGCAGGUUGUUUAGAUUUAUCGUGAAAUGGGAUAAUCCAAAACAUGUCUGAGCAAAGCUUGCCCGAUAUUUAACUCCUUAGCUUUAUAUUGUCCUUUUUCACCCUACAAACCAAGUGUGCAUUCCACUUCCAAGAGCAUGUGAACUUUCGAUUUUCAAGUGUCCAGGGAAUUCCCCGCACCUUUGUUUCAGUCGAAGCAAGCCGACGGAUGACAGCCGUGCCAUGUUAUUGCGUAUUUCAUUUCUGUGGAUAAUCUCUCGAGACUACUGCAAAUUCGAAACGACUUUAAGCCUUUUCUUGACUGUGAAAACUACAGAAAUGAUGUGCAAUUAUAGCUUAUAGUGCUUUGGGCAUUCUUCGAACAUUCCGUCGCUGUACAAAGUUUUCGCGCCAAUUCCUUUGCAACAUAUGAUGUGUCUCGGGUUUCUCAUGUGACUCAUUAUUGCGUAUGAACUGUCACUUGCUUGAACAAAGAAAACCCUUGUUUAUUGGCUACUAAAAAUGACGUCUCCUAGAAAAACCAAUCAAUGUUCAUGUAAACAGACGCUCACUGCCAUAAAUUACGGUCAUUCAUCGUUCGAAAUCACCUGGCUUUUACUCACGUUAGAGCAAGGUUCAAACUUCGUGGCAUUUCUUUUUUCCACUUUAUCACUUCCAUUCACCUUCUGAUCCUGUUACAGCCGCAAAACGGAUAGCAACGAACUUACCAUGCAAGAUGGAGAGUUUUCUGACAUCUUUUGCACGAGUAAGCGGUUAGCACAUCCCUCGCACCUUCGUUUUGUUGGCAUUUACGUUCUGAAGAAGGAAGUCGUCGGAAAUGGUAAGUUUAACGCUCAACCGUUACUUGUAUUAUCAAAUUAUUCAAAGCGUUUUCUUCUUAUAAUUAUUUCAACAUGAAGCUUUACUUCUCUUGCGAACAUUGUUUGGAACCCUUGCCCUAAACAAAAGCAACGCUCAGCUAACAUCGUAGCUUAUUACCUAACAUAAAAUUCACUUCCACACUUGCAGGGGGAUAACGAACACCAAAUUUAUCGAAGACGUCAAAAUAGUUAUGGAUCCUUUAAUUUGAAGGUGAGUUUACGUCCUUUUUGUUAUUAUUUUUUCAAAAUUUAUUUUUGUUUUACUCCCAUAAUCUGUUAAGAGAUUGCGUAGUUCUGUUAGUUUAGGAAUGUGCUUCGUAAUUGAAAUUAUCAAACAAGCUUACUUAUCGGGAAUUUCAGUUCUACAACCUGACCAAGGUCGUGAAGACGACUAAAUAACUGUAGUACCUAACUCGUGCAGAUUUUAUUCUCUCAGCCCUACAAUAUUCCUACAAUUUUAUGGUGUAAAAGGUUUUACUGAAAUUAGUUAUGGAUUGCGCAACGAUUGUUGAUGAAUGUGACUCCGAUUUUGUACGUCGAUCGUCUUCAUCCCUCACAAGACUGCAUACACGAUACACUUAACGUUAGGGAGAGACAGUUUUAGCCAUCUAAAUACUUCUGUUUAGAACUUCUACUUUCGAAUCGCUGCCUUUAAAAUCGCGGCAAAGUAAUGUACACGUAAGUUUACAUCGUGCUACCAUGUUUGUUUUUACAUGCAAAUGAGUCUUGUGACUUCCGGGUAAUCUUUGAUCAUGCUCAGAGCAGUGUCAGAGAAAGCGUCACAAAACGGAAGCGUUAUUUAUUUAUUUAUUUUUUCAUCAGUAUCGAUCCUUCUUUGGAGACAGUCAUACUAUGUAAACAAACAAACAUUUAUUCUGGAUUUUGGAUUAAAAAAUUACCAAGUUCUUCGAAAUCAGGUUUAUUUCAAUAUCCCAAUUUUUUUACUUUAAUACAGACUUUAUUGCUUUUUGCAGGUGUUAAUUCCACUACUUAUUUUUUUGGAACUAAGUGUAGUUGUGCCUAACGUCAGGGUAAGUUUCUUAGUAUCCUUGUUACUACUUUUUGGUAGGACUGUAACAAUUACUAAUAAAGUCAAUAGUAAAGUGUGCUGUUAUGGCUGGUUACAAUUUUUAUUGCAAAGCUGAUUGUUCUUUAGAGUGUUGGAAUACCCUUUGCACUGUUAAAAGUACAGGGAGAGAAUAUAGUUCUCACAGUUAGUGGCUAUCGCUGUUUCAAAAGUGUUUUUCAUGUAACAUUUUUUUCUUAGUUUGUGGAGUCAAAUUUUAAGAUUUAUUUGAUUGUUUUACUUUAACUGAUAGUGCAUGAACAGCAGUAUGUCACUUGCUUAUUUUUGUUUAUGUCGACAUAGCUUUCCCACCUAAUAUUUGGGGAAGCUGUGUGUGAAUCCUACGUUUACUUGAGUUAAGCUGCCACCUCUCAAUUACAUUUGUAUGCCGCAAUUAGCUGUAAAAAUAUUAAUAUGCAUUUCCUUUUAAUAUAUGCCAAACAUUAACAGCAACAGUGCACUGAACACUUUUUAAUUUUCAUAAAAAAUUUUAAUACUGAUGAAACUUAUUUGAAGGAAAAUAGACCUUAGCAACUGUUAUGUUUCUUUCACUUUUCUUUACUGCACUAUCUUACAGACUAUUAUUUGCAAUAUUGGUUAGGAAAUUUAUAUCUUAACUAAAAGUACCACCCCAGAAUAAUGGGCACCCUCACAUAGGUGCCACACUUAAAGGUUGAAAGGGUUAGUGCCAUAGCACCUGUUUAAGCAGAAAUGAGGUAAACUUGCUCAUACUUUGUUUAAUCACACUGCAUCUCUCCACAGAGCAUUCUAAAUUUCUGAUACAUUUUGUAGGCAACAAAUCAAUGUACUGAGUUUCAGUUCCUGGUACGUAAUACAGAUGGGACAACUUCUUGUGAGGAUUGUGAACACUGCCCUCCUGGUCGAGGACUUUCGCAUGAAUGUGGUACAGAAAUAUCAGGAGAUACAAUGAUUCACUGCAUACCAUGCAGUGAAGGCCGCUCGUUCUCCACCAAUUAUGACACUUCUAGCUGUAUUCUGUGCAGUGCAUCCUGUUCAGAAGAUCAGUUGGUUAAUAAAACUUGCACAACAACAUCAGAUGUCAAGUGUGCAAAGCAGUGUAACAGUAAGGACAGGUAAUGCUCUUGCAAAUUUAAAAAAUUAAGGCUUAAUUUUUAUCAAGAUUAAGACUUACUUAAUGGCAUUUCUAGUUCUUUAUCACUUUCAUGAUGACUGUCAAUCUAUCAUAUAAUCAGUUGUUUUUGUCUUGACAUACCAAUCCCCGUUUUCAGUUUGCAUUAUCUGGCAUGUACCCUAAAGUGUUCUCAGCUGUUCUACUUAGGUCUGUUGCAACCCAGUUCAGUGAAUAUGUAACUUCUUUGUUCUUAAGGACCUUGCUUACUAAUCAAUAUAAUUGCUAUUGGCAUGUUUGUAGUGUUGUACCUUUUUUGUUGUAAUUGACAGCUUGACAGGUUUAGCUUUGGUUUAUCUUGUGCACAAAAUGAAGAUUGCAUGUGCACUAAAGGACCUGGCUAUAUAGCUAGUCGUAAGAGGCUGAAAAGGAUACACUUUUAAAUUUUAAUCACUUUUAUAGUUACAAUGGUUCUCUAGCUUUAUAUGUAGUGUUGUUAACUCUACAGGUAUUAUGAUGAAGUAAUUGCUGACUGCAAACGUUGUUCAAAGUGCUGUGGAGAUGCUCAAGAUGUUAUCGAAGAGGAAUGCAAAAGUAAAAUGGGGGCUGCUUCAAACAUGAUCUGCUCUUUUCAAAGCAGUGUAAAUCGGUGUGACAGAGAUACUGAUACCCUAACACCAUCUCCACAAGAAACCAGAGCAUCUCAAACUGAGGCAAAUGCAAGUGCAUCCCCUGAGAAUACCACAGAAUCCAAAAACGCAUCAACAGCAGCAUCUUUGAACAAAACAACAACAUCUCAAAAAGAUAGAGCAACAGAGUUUCCAAAAGUGACCACUGUCGUUCAGAGCACCCCUUUUCCUGCCCAUUUUACACAAAAUGUAACAGGCACCUUUAUAUCAUCUGGAGAUAUAAGGAGUUUGCAGGAUUCAUCUAAAGCAAAGCUUGCCGACAACCAAGUUGGAUUAAUUGUUGGUAUAACCGUGGAAGUGGUGUUGGUUCUAGUAAUCUCGGGUGCUUUAAUUAGUUAUUGCUUAUUGUCAAAGUCAUACUCUUGCUCAAAAGAUCCAGAAAAAGGAGUGUACAAUUCAGUAAAUGAUACUGCACCUUGUCCAGUGGNAGUUGGAUUAAUUGUUGGUAUAACCGUGGAAGUGGUGUUGGUUCUAGUAAUCUCGGGUGCUUUAAUUAGUUAUUGCUUAUUGUCAAAGUCAUACUCUUGCUCAAAAGAUCCAGAAAAAGGAGUGUACAAUUCAGUAAAUGAUACUGCACCUUGUCCAGUGGCUAUCAAAGGUAAUCUUUUUAACUACCUAAUUGUGUGUGUAUUGAGCUGUGAUUACUAUAAUAACCCAGACCUGCAAUAGCUGGUAUUAAGCCUUGACAUGCUGAAUGGAGCUCCGAAAAUUCGGUCGUGAAAUAGCAGCCCUUUUGAUUCUUUCUUUCUUUAAAUCUGCACGGUGUCCUGUUUUUCUGGCAACCAGUAUUUAAUGCCUGGUGAUCAUUUUAUGAUUUUAGGUCAUCACUGAACCCAUACAAUUUUGGUACAAUAUGUGAGGUUAAAAGAGCUGCACUUAUUUUCAGGAAAAGAUCAAAUUAUUAGUCAGUGCACAUGUAUAUUAACUAUUCCAGCUUCAACUAGUAAUAUGGACAAACUAGGUUUGGGUAGUAAUCCCAUAGCUAGAGAAAUAAUUAAACUACAAACAAGGAGUAAGGAACAUUUUUCUAAGUCUGUAUGUCAUCGCCUUUUUUUUUUUUAGUUUGUUGUUAUUGUAGAUAUAAAUACCCUUACAUUUCAGGAUUGUGUAUUUGUAAAAUUUUGUUGCCAGUGAAUCCAUGAAUUGAUUGUUUUUCCAGGAGACCCGCAUACUAGAGAAAAAAAGCCUUGGAAAGUAAAGUGGACACAAUCAAAAUCAGAAUCAAUUGAUCCACUGUGUGAGAAGGUACAUUUAUUGUAACUAAACAAGUCUUCUACUAUGAACAUUAUACAUAGGUACUUGAGAAAAUGAAAAACAAAAUACAUGUAGUCUCUAACAAGCGUGCUACUAAAUAUAAGUAAAGAAAAAAAAGGUCAAAUAUGAAAUCAAGUUAUCUGUUAAUUAUUUACCAAACUUGUAGCUCUUCAUUCAAAUGUGGCUGAGAAAGAAAUGUCUGUCACUCUGUAGUUCACCUUUAAGUCAUUAAUCCUGAACAAUUUAAUAUGAGUGCAAGGGGUCUCAUUGAAUUUGAUCUAUAAAUUUCAUGCCCUCAAUCUUUUAUUCAAUUUUACAGAAUCCAGAAGGUCUAGUAUGUGCUCGUCAGAAUUCCACUCAGAAAGGUACAGCUACUUCAUUAAUAAAUCCCCAUGAAAGUUUGAUUCUAAAAGCUGUAUAAUUUAGUUGUUAUUGGAAAUACUUAAUUUGACAGUUGCUUACCCUCAGACCUCAAACCUGUUAUGCUUUUGGGCAAGGACAUUACAUUACAUUAUCAGACUAAUAGUUAGGCUGUGGAAUAUGAAAAGACUACUGCAUUUCCUUUAAGGCGUGAAGCUGCUUUUACUAGUCAAGAAACUUAACUUUCUAACUUCCUCUUACAGUGCUGUGAUUCUAAAACAGGUGUGAUUCUAAUAAGGGUCAUCACGACGUGUUGACAAUCAAUUCAUUCACUACAUAGUAUUGUUGACAUUCUGUACAUUCACUAUUUGUGAUCAUUGCUUUUAGAGCCCAAGCUGCUAGAAAGCCUGCUUAGCCAGGAAUCCACCCUUCAAGCGGUCUGUGAAAGGCUGGACACCUUUGUACGUUUGGGUGGUGACUAUAGAGCAGUGGCCAAGUAUUAUGGGUUUAACUAUUAUCAGAUAAGCUCAGUGCUUGGUCAAGCAACUUACCCGGGAGAGCCCACAAAAACCAGAGCACUGAUUGUGUCACUUGCAUCUUCCCGUCCAAACCUAACAGUUAAGGAGUUUGCAACUGUAGUGGAGGAGAAGGCCAAGAGAAAAGAUGUCAGUCGUCUGUUGAGGGCCUAUGACAUGGCAGAAGAGGCUACUGAAGAAGAGUAAAAGUUUUUGCUAUAAGAAGUGCUGUAAGGGUGCAAAGGUCUCCUAUUGGGCUUAAACAGUGAACCUGGGUUACCUGUGCUUAAGGUUGUAAUAAGUGCAGUUUUCAUUCUUUUUUGAUUCUGUAGAUUUUGUUAGUAAACAUGUGGGUAUCUACGUUUUACAAUUACUUCAGUUUUUAACAUUGUUCGACUCUAUAGGUUCAUUAAGAACAUCUUGUCGAUUGUAGAUAGAAUACUUAAAAAGGGCUUCUAUUAUACUACUGAUAUCUUAAUUUUCGUAAGUUGUACAUGUUUUUCCUAACGUCGUAGAUAUAUAAAUUACAAAAUAUUACUGAUGCUGUAGUGACGGGCAUCGUUUUUUAGCCAUG
Messenger RNA from Porites evermanni, 13297 nucleotides. The record is from the annotation of a GenBank genome assembly. NCBI's taxonomy places the organism in Eukaryota, Metazoa, Cnidaria, Anthozoa, Scleractinia, Poritidae.